Molecule: messenger RNA, 3593 nt
Organism: Oncorhynchus nerka (sockeye salmon)
Lineage: Eukaryota; Metazoa; Chordata; Actinopteri; Salmoniformes; Salmonidae
Gene: dcph1
Product: acidic residue methyltransferase 1
Exons: 5
Coding region: 47-1405 (452 amino acids)
Biological process (GO): DNA damage response
Cellular component (GO): nucleus
Molecular function (GO): phosphatase activity
Source: RefSeq, a predicted model, not a curated record
UAAUAUAGAAGAAGAAUGUUGUCAUAUUCGCUUCCUGGUUGAAAAGAUGGCAGCUAAUCAAUCUUUGCGCCAAUUAGUCCCUCCAUCCCUGUCUGCUAAAGUUGAAGGCUCAUUUGCAUAUCUCACAGUGAGAGACAGGUUGCCGACCAUCCUGACAAGAGUCAUUGACACCAUCCAUCGCAACAAAAACAAGUUCUUUGAGGAGUUUGGAGAGGAGGGAGUCCAGGCAGAGAAGAGGACCAUUGGCUUUCUUUCUAAGCUGAGAAAUGAGCUGCUGACAGACAAGCCUGUCCUGGUUCUGUGUGAUGGCCUGGAGGACACAGACAGCUGGAACCAGUACCUCCAGAGACAGCAGAGGCUACUGGGGGAGCGGGACCCCGUCAGCUGGUUCAAGUCCCCCUGGCUCUACAUAGAGUGCUACAUGUACCGCAGGAUACAGGAGGCCAUCUGGCUCAAUCCCCCCAUCAGCGACUUUGAUGUGUUUAAUGAAAGCAAGACGCAGAGUUUCUUUGAGUCCCAGCAGGCUGUGAUAUCCCUGUGUACAUAUCUACAGGGAUUCAACAGGAACAUGGACGACCUCUCAGAGACACAGCUCAUGGAGCAGUUCUACAAACUACUACAGGUGUCUCUGUGGGGCAACAGGUGUGACCUGUCCAUCUCUGCUGGCAUGGAGAACUCUCAGAAGGCCAGUCCCAUUGACUCCCUGUCUGACCUGAAGUCUUUUAUCCUGGUGGACGACUCCAACAUGGUGUGGUCUGCUCUGACCUCUGCCCAGAGACCAGGGGAGGAUGGCAAAACCACCCCAGGGAGGGUGGACAUCGUCCUGGACAACGCUGGCUUCGAGCUGGUCACAGACCUGGUCCUCGCUAACUUCCUGGUGUCCGCUGGUCUGGCCAGGGAGGUCCGCUUCCAUGGCAAGUCCAUCCCCUGGUUUGUCUCCGACGUCACCUCGCACGACUUCCAGUGGACCAUCCGCCAGACCCUGGCCGCCAAUCACAAGUGGAUGUCCAAGAGCGGCGUCCAAUGGCAGAGCUACGUACGGGAGGGCGUGUGGUCCUAUCACGACCACCCGUUCUGGACAAUGCCUCAUGAGUACUGUGACAUGGCGGGCGACGCGCCUGACCUCUACGCGACACUGCAGGGAGCCGACCUGAUUCUGUUUAAAGGAGACCUGAACUACAGGAAGCUGACUGGGGACAGGGAGUGGGAUCACAUGGUGCCGUUUGAUAGGGCACUGAGGGGAUUCGGCCCAGCUCCCCUGUGCAGUCUGAGGACUCUGAAGGCUAACAUCCAGGUGGGGCUCCAGCCGGGGCAGGGGGAGAACCUCAACACCCAGGACCCCAGCUGGAUGACCAGCGGGAAGUACGCUGUGGUCCAGUUCUCCAGCCCUCACAGGGAACAGUAGACCUGUCUGGGACAGGAAAUGACGUCAAUAUGUUCAUAAUAAGUGGUGUCAUCAUAAUCAGAGGAAGUAAGGGCGUGAGCAGGGCCAGUGUACUUGUAACCAUAUGCCAGGUUAGAGGUGUAGUUUGUUUUGUCGUAGAACUACCUAAUGUAUUUAAAUGAGGAGAGGGGUUUAAAGGAGGAUGAUAGAGGAUACUUUAAAAGAGGAGGGUAGUUAAAUAGGGAGUGGCUGCAGAUCCAACUUCUCUGGACCCGUCGUCCCGACAGAUAAAGGUUGGAAGCUUCUGUGAAUGUGUGGUAAUCUCUACUUUACACACCGUCUCUGUUCUAUUUGUUCAGCUGCCCAGAGAAGAAGCUACUCUGGCGAAAGGUGCUUGUUUAAUAAGGUUAGAUCAAACUUGAAUCAUUGUAAGAUUACAUAAAGAUAAUAUUCUACAUAACCAAAUAAAAUAGCAUAGUAUAACAUUACUGUAUGACAAAAAACACCUAAUUCCUUAUUUUUUAGGAUGGUUGUGCUCAUCGUCACAUUUUUCUCUCAUGCGUUCUAAACUCAACAGUGCACGCCACUCAGCAAAGGUAUGCUACAGUUUAAUACCAUCUGCAAAGAAAUGUGCUCAAGGUACAUAACUAAUUCAAAACACUGUAGCCUACUUCAAAACAACACUGUAGCCUACACUCAAUAAUAUUUAAAUGCAUAUGCCCAUGAAACUGAUUGCAAAUGGUUGGCGUGCAGAUUCUGAAUGGAUGUUUCACAGGUAAAACUUGGAAGAAUUAUCAUUCACGAUUGACAGUGAGAAAUGCGAAGGGAGGGUGACCAAAAGUUUGGGUGUGCGAGUUAAAGAAACACAUGCACAGAACGUGAGUGGGAUCUUCAGCUCUGGGGAAAGGGAUCCAGUGGGAUCUUCAGCUCUGGGGAAAGGGAUCCAGUGGGAUCUUCAGCUCUGGGGAAAGGGAUCCAGUGGGAUCUUCAGCUCUGGGGAAAGGGAUCCAGUGGGAUCUUCAGCUCUGGGGAAAGGGAUCCAGUGGGAUCUUCAGCUCUGGGGAAAGGGAUCCAGUGGGAUCUUCAGCUCUGGGGAAAGGGAUCCAGUGGGAUCUUCAACUCUGGGGAAAGGGAUCCAGUGGGAUCUUCAGCUCUGGGGAAAGGGAUCCAGUGGGAUCUUCAACUCUGGGGAAAGGGAUCCAGUGGGAUCUUCAGCUCUGGGGAAAGGGAUCCAGUGGGAUGGGGCUGUGACCUCUGGAUCCCCAGCCUCUGCCAUUUAAAUAAUGAUCAACUGCUGGUUAGCAAUCCAUCCUGGCAUAACUACAAAACAAUGACGUUUACUUCUCCCAUUUAACAAAUGUGUUGACGGUUGUUUACCAUCAUUCAGUACUAGGGUCGGGCUCUACCUCCAUUCCAGUUCAAAUCAGUUCAUUUAGACGCAUUGAAAUUCCAAGUCAUGAAUUGAAACAUGCUUAUCUGAUCUUAAGUGACUUUUUCCCAGCCAUAUUAUGUAAUUUAUGUCAUGUUUUUGUCUCCCCAAAAGCGACUACACAAAAUAUAGAUUUGAGACACAUUUCAUUCAUAAUCAGAGGCAAUAAGAUGCAAGGUGCAAUUUGAACAUUUACAUGUUAAGUUGGCCUGUCGUGAAUAGUUUAGAAUUGUUAUUUUAAGUUGAGACCUUAUUUAACACCCAAAGCCAGCGGCUAUUUUUUAGCCAUUUAUUUUGCAUGAGCUUGGCAAGACAUCACAGAGUAACUUGUGGUUGCUGGUAUUUUCUGGGUCUUAAUCAACGUCAUCAGUUUGUCUUGUCAAUUUAUUGCAUGCGUUUUUGUUUGCAUACAUGUUUGCACAGUGACCACAGUCCCGGAGUUUACAUUUUCAUAGUUAAAUAACUGAAGUUGAACUACAAGGUAAUGUUCCCACUCUGGGAAACUAUAGAUAAAUCAUAGUCUUUAGGGCAGUGCAAUCACACGUACAAGGUGUGUGUUGUUAAAAGAAUAGCACUAACACCUGUCUAAUGAUGUAUUUCUGUUUGUUUGAUAGUACAAAAUGUUAUUUACGACUCAUUAGAAUGCCUCUGUAACCAGUGCUGGUGCCGUUGUGAUCAUAAAUUACUGGAUUGUUCUCUUUGCAGAAAUCUGGAACAAAAAUGGUUAUAUUAUGACGGACUUGGUUUAAAUAAAGAACUUCAAUGACUGGUCUUAUCUCA